Haliotis rubra (blacklip abalone) is the source of this 4991-nucleotide messenger RNA. RefSeq names its product adenylate kinase isoenzyme 5-like. Gene Ontology annotation, cellular component: cytoplasm; cytosol. Gene Ontology annotation, biological process: nucleoside triphosphate biosynthetic process; ATP metabolic process. The record is from RefSeq and is a predicted model, not a curated record. Gene Ontology annotation, molecular function: ATP hydrolysis activity; ATP binding; AMP kinase activity. NCBI's taxonomy places the organism in Eukaryota, Metazoa, Mollusca, Gastropoda, Lepetellida, Haliotidae.
AUGAUAUGUGACACCUGUGUGUUUAGUUUAUGUCCUGGUGGUGAUGGGGGGCUAUUAUAUAUAGCUGAACCCAUCACCGAUUGUCAUUCAGAACAUCAUCACUCGGUGUAGCAGUCGUGUCAGCACGUGCUCAGUAUAUAUCAUAUCACAUAACCAGUGGUUUAUCUGUAUACCGGCCAGUGUAUAUUCUGUACACCACUGACAGAAGAGGGAAGCCACCGACACACUCUGCCAGGAAUCUCCUGUUAAUUGCUUCAUUGACUUUCUGUGGAUAGUGCUGGAGAAGCAGUAGUGAUAUUUUGGCAGAGGUUGUGUUCCUGUGUGGAUUACCCACUGCAUCAGAGACUGUGAUUCUGUUCACCGGACUGCACCAGUAUGCCUGCUGUGCCACCCAAGACUGGAGAAGCUGCUCUGAAGGACACCAAGGUGGUGUUUGUUGUGGGUGGACCCGGUAGUGGGAAGGGAACACAAUGUGCGAAGAUCGUGGAGAAGUAUGGCUUUACGCACCUUUCCAGUGGCGAUCUCUUGAGGGCAGAGGUCGCAUCUGGAUCUGAUCGUGGCAAGAGGCUGAAUGAGACAAUGGAGAAGGGGGAUUUGGUCUCCCUGGAUGAGGUCCUGCAGCUGCUGAAGGAGGCCAUGUUGGCCAAGGCUGCCUCCAGUAAAGGUUUCCUCAUCGAUGGCUACCCCCGGGAACUGGAUCAAGGCAAGAGGUUUGAGAGUGAGGUGGCGCCAGCAGAGUUUGUCCUGUACUUCGAGGUUGCUGAUGACACUAUGACUGCAAGACUUCUGGAUCGGGCAAAGACAAGCGGGCGUGUGGAUGACAAUGAGGAGACGAUCAAGAAGAGGCUGAAGACCUUCCAUGAUGUGACAACUCCUGUCAUUGAUUACUACCAGUCACAGGGUAAAGUGAGGAAGGUUGCGGCAGAGGUUGGCCCUGAUGUUGUUUUCAAGGAAGUGGAGAAGAUAUUUGAUGCCUUUACAGCACCUACAAGCGGCCCAGCACUGAAGGAUGCAAAUGUUGUGUUUAUUGUUGGUGGCCCAGGCAGUGGGAAGGGAACACAAAGUGCCAAGAUCGUGGAAAGAUUUGGGUUCACCCAUCUGUCCAGCGGUGACCUCUUGAGGGCAGAGGUUGCGUCAGGAUCUGCACGAGGGAAGCACCUGACAUCCAUCAUGGAGAAAGGUGACCUUGUCCCCCUGGAUGAGGUACUGCAGCUGCUGAAGGAGGCCAUGAUGGCCAAGGCUGCCUCUAGUAAAGGUUUCCUCAUUGAUGGCUACCCCCGGGAACUGGAUCAGGGGAAGAGGUUCGAGAGUGAGAUUGCUGUGGCAAAGUUUGUGUUGUAUUUCAAUGUUCCUGAUGAUGUGAUGACAAAACGUCUCCUAGAACGGGCUAAGACGAGCGGUCGAGUGGACGACAAUGAGGUGACGAUCAAGAAAAGGUUGCAGACGUUCCGCAACAUCACAACACCUGUCAUUGAUUACUACAAGGAGCAGAACAAAGUCCGAGAGAUUGAGGCUGCUGGAACAGUGGAUGAUAUCUUCAGUAAUGUAGAGAAAGUUUUUGAUGCUGAAUUCAAACCAAAUAUAGAGGGACUGAAGGAAGCCAAGGUGGUGUUUGUUGUCGGUGGGCCAGGCAGUGGAAAGGGCACACAGUGUAGCAAGAUCGUCCUGCAAGUGAUUCCAGGCCUGAGGUUCUGUCAUCUGUCCUCAGGGGACCUCCUCCGGGCUGAGGUGUCCUCGGGAUCAGCCCGCGGGAAGAAGCUGAAUGAGAUUAUGGAGAAGGGAGACUUGGUGUCACUGGAUGUGGUUCUUGAUCUGCUGAAAGAAGCCAUGGCCGCUAACCUCACCAAGUCCAAGUGUUUCCUCAUUGAUGGCUACCCCCGAGAGAUGGAGCAAGGGAAGAGGUUUGAGAACGAGAUUGUCCAGUGUGCAAGUGUACUGUACUUCGAUGCCUCUGAUGAGACGAUGACAUCGCGAUUAUUGGAGCGAGGAAAGAGCAGUGGGCGUGUAGAUGACAAUGUAGAAACCAUCAAGAAGAGGCUCAACACCUUCCACAACCAGACACAGCCAGUCAUCGACUACUAUAAAGAUCAGGGGAAACUUGUACAGGUCAAGGCGGAGAGUGGGCCAGAUGACGUCUUCGUGGAGGUGAAAAAGUACAUGGACAACCAGAAGUGGUGAGAUCGCCACCAUUGUUCAUGACCUGUGACUGGUCUGCAUGGAAUCUGUGCAGACUCAGACGGAACUGGAGUCUCCAAUGUGGACAAUAUUAUACAGGAUUCUUGGUGAUACGGACAAUAGCAUGCUAGAGAUCCUUCAGUGGACAUUAAACAGCGGGCAGCAAUUACACUGUAACUAAAUGUAUCAAGCAUUAAGACACUGUUCAUUGUAAGAAAAUAACAAGUGUAACAGGUAAAUAUGUACAACAAUGUUACAGAGUGAGGAAAUGUAACUUUAACAUAGCAUCGGAAAGGUCUGUUAUGUAAGAAAAUAUUGCAGUUACAUUGAUUAUUUGUUCAGUAAUGUAACAAUAUUCAGAAAAAUUAACUUUAACAGAGAGACACAAAAUUAACAUUGUAAGAGAAUGUAGCAAUGUAAGAAUGUGUAAGAGUAAUAUUGACAUGAGAAAAAUCUAUAAUAUGUAAUAAUGCUGUCAGUGUUGGUGUGGGGAUAUUUUUGGAUGUAUUCAUCUACUUCAAAAUCCAUGUUAGAAUUUAGAAGUCAAGACAUUUUCAGCCAGUAAUACCUGGUACCUCAAAUGGCACAUAUUUUGUAUAUUUAUACAUUGUAAAUAUUCUUAAACUCCCUGCAAAUGUGGACUUGGAAGUAAUUAUUUAUUAUUUGUCAGAUUCAUUGUCAAUGAAAAGAUGAACCCUGUGAUUCCGUCUUCUGUUUUAGAUGUGUGAUUUUGUUUAUUUAAUGUUGUUAUUGUUAAUGUUGCUUAGGCAACAAAACAAGACAGAUUUUGUUUUGUUUGAGGCAUAUCUAAACGAUGAUCUCAAUGUUUUAUGUGUGCAUUGCGUUUUGUCCAGUGGCUUUUACUAACAUGUCGAAAAGUAAUUUCUGUGAUAACCAACUGGUGAGUAGAAGUCUAAAGUAUUUAUACGACCGAUUUAUUCACCCUGUGUUGAUGUGAUAGCAUAGAGUCAGUGAUGUACUGACAAUACCUGAUGUAUUAAAGGUACUGUCCUGAUGUAUUUACAGGCCAGUUUUACUGUGUAUGUAUAAUGGGUUACUGUAUAAAGUGUCCCCAGCUCAACAUCACCAUGUAUUUGUGACGGAUAUUACUGUCAGGCAGGUGUACCACGUAAAUAUGCCCUUAAACAUAUGUUAUGUCAGAUGUGACUUAACUCAAGUCACUGUCCAUUUUGUUUCCAUGACUUUGUUUUUUCAAAUUUUCAAAAAGAAACCACCUUUAAAAGUACCUUUGUCAGAUACGACCUACCGGUAACUCAAAUUCCUGUCUAUGUUGUUUCCAUGACAUUGUUUUUUCAAAAAGAAACCACCUCUAAAAAUACCUUUGUCAGAUACGACCUACCGGUAACUCAAAUUCCUUGUCCGUUUUGUUUCCACCUUUAAAAGUACCUUUUGUCAGAUACAACUUAACUCAAAUCCUUCUCCAUUUUGUUACCAUGACAAUUCCUUUCUAAAUGAAACCAUUAUAUCAAUGAUUCAUGUAUGACAAGAAAUUAUGUUUUAUUGACUGUUACCUUAGACCAUCCACGAUCUUGCCCCAUAUCACUGUAGCAUCAGCCAUGGUGGAACACUGUGAUGUGCCGCAGUGUCCACCUUGUACCACUUCACUCUUGUACACAAUGUAACACUACUCUUCUGUGUAUAUGUAAGAUAUUACUUAUGAUGUUGAGAUUAUUCAUCACAAAGGAAUAAUAUAGACAUUUCUACAGUUAUUUUAGCUGUUUCAUCAUUUCGGAAAGACACAUUUCAUCAGUUUAAGAAUCCUUGUGUCCAGUGCUUAAUGUCAAAUUAUGUUGUAGAAGUAAAAGCAUUGGCUUCAUAGAAAAAUCUGAUAUAUAAUCACAGACAGGGCAUUAUGAUGUUCUGCUCACCAACACCAAUAGAACACACACAGAACAAGAUUAUUUUCAGGUGAAUUAUUCAUACCGACACCAAUGAGAAGAUUUGAGAGACCAGAUAUUUUUCUACUGCAGCACUCUCAAACCCUUGUCAUUAAAACAAGACAGUAUAUUCAGGAUUCAAAUGAAUUUGUCCCUUUGGCAUUUGAAAUGAAGCACAAAAGACUGAAAUCUUAAACAUUAUAGAUCCAGAUUGAGAUACAACAGCAACUCUCCCCAGGAUAUCCUAGAUCAUAUCUGUUCCCUUAUCAAUUUCCAUCAGAAUGUUUAGAAAUAUGUUGAGUAAGAUAAUGUUUAGUCAUUACAGCUGGAGAUGCCUUGAAUAAAUGACUGUACUUCCUUCUCGAAACAACGCUGGGCAUGUAAUUAGAUUUGUUCUGUGUAUGGUUAUUUCACAAAUGUGUGGACAUAUUUACACCACAAUAAAAUAGUCCCAGAGAAACAUGCUUGGAUAUGAUACAAUCAGUAUCAAAGGGGACUAGGGGUAGGUUUGGCAGUCCCAAAUGGUUUUGUGUAUGGUAGCUGUGCUAGCAGUGGACAUGGGUGGUGAUGCUCAGUGGACGUGAUGGUGAUGCUCAGUGGACGUGAUGCUCAGUAGACGUGGUGGGGAUCCUCACUGGACGAUAUGGUGAUGCUCUCAGUAUGUGGUGGUGACGCUCACAUUGGAUGUGUUGGUAUUGCUCAUGGUGGACCUUGUGUUGAAUGCUCACAUUGGACGUGGUGGUGUUGCUCACAGUGGACGUGGUGAUAAUGUGUCAUGACACAAUAUUGUGCUGAUGACACUGUUGACAUAUUUAACUCCCUGUCUACAUUCCCUCUGUUGCAAAGACUCAUCUGCCUUAUAAAGGAAAUUGUUCAAAUAGCAUGUUCCCAUCUUUCAGAUAAAAAAAUGUUACUCAA